CUCGGGCUGUGUGUAUUCCAGUUCAUCCCCUGCCAAUCGCAUCCACAAAGUAGCUACGAUAAUGGCGGCGCGGCUUGCUACCGUGCCGGAGGAGAGCACGGCUUCAUGGCUGCCUCGCAGCCGCCGCGCAGCCCCUACCGCGACUUGAUCCGGAUGGUUGCUGUGUCCGGAGAACAGAUAAGAUCAACUAUCUUCUCCAACUUCCAGUCAAGCCAUAACGGAUCCAGCUACUCCAGCGACUCUGGUUCGUCGAAUUCUUACCCGUCCAACAACUCCGGCGGCUCCUCUGGUUCGGCCUCCGCCGCCUUGCCGGAUCCGGACCUGGGUUUCCACGAGCUCACGAUUAUUGCUUUACAAAUGGUCAACGAUGGCUACACCGAGCGCAUGGUCCAAGCAUACAACGCCGCAUCUCCUCCGACGGCAGCAUUCGAAUACGGCGGUGGUCAGGAUCGUGCAGCCCUGGACAACUGGUUCUCGGAGCUCGACGUCGACUGGGUUCUCCAACUCCGCGAGGGCUACGGUUUACAGCAUGUGGUUCAGUUCCCGGACUGGUUGUUGCAAGACUUGGUAGAGAAGUGGAUCCGAGCUCUCACCGUGAUCGUCGUCAGUAUCAUGAAGCUGUCAUUCGUUGGCCACGGGACGCCUGAGGUCGCGCGUUUUGGCAAGGCGAGCAUUGCCGAGAUGCUCGUCUUCACCGACGCCAUCGUCCCUGCUCUCAAAGCCGGGAAUCUACAGGACGUGCUAGACAUGUACAUCUGUGUCUCCAACGCGUCGUCAUACAUGUCCCUGCCUUUCGAGAUAGGCAGCCUGUUCAUGCCGUCCGAGAUAGGCAGCCCGCUGGCGAGGGCAGGGACCAGGCUAAACAACGCCAUAUCCAGCACGAUGGAGAAGGUGAGGAGACUGAUUGAGGAUGACGACCUGUGGGCUAUCGAGAUUCCUCGAGGAGGAGGCGCGGUUCACAGGAACACCCGGUUCAUGGUUGAUUGCAUAGUGUCGAUCAGGAAAACACGGGCUUCGACAGAAAACUCCGCACCGAGCGACCACACCCGGAACCUUUAUGGCCUGAUGUCUGUUGCGAUCAAAUAUCAAAUGGAUCUGCUCGUCAUAAAAUCAAUGCUGUGCUCGGAUCCAAGCCUGAGGUACUUGUUCCUGCUUAACAAUUUCAAUUUCAUAGCAAAUGUUCUUGAGCAAUGGCGUUCGGAUCAUGACCCGUGGCUUGAAAGACUAAGGCUUAAACGUGAAUGUGAGAAGCACAUGGAUAGAUAUAUCGAUGUUUCCUGGGGACAUGUGAUUUCAUGCAUACCCAAAUCGGUUUUCUCUCUACCGUUGAUCCAUCGUUGGAGUAACACCUCUUUACUAGCUGAUUUUGAGUCGGCAUUCCACAAAACUUACCAGGCUCAGAUGUUCUGGAAGGUUCCGGAGCCUCGUCUCAGAAACUUGCUGCGGGAAAGUAUAGCCAAAAGAGUUAUCUCAGUGUACCGCGACUGCCUGGAGGAGAAUCCGGAGCUACAGAAGCAUGUUAACGCCGGAACCAGCAGUAGUCCUUACGUUUUGGAGGAGAUGUUAAGAGAGCUAUUUGAAGGAUGAAAGCUGAUUGAUCCAGCACAUGGCCAGGCACCCAACAUAUAAAAGGG
Molecule: messenger RNA, 1634 nt
Organism: Lolium perenne
Lineage: Eukaryota; Viridiplantae; Streptophyta; Magnoliopsida; Poales; Poaceae
Product: exocyst complex component EXO70B2-like
Biological process (GO): exocytosis
Cellular component (GO): exocyst
Molecular function (GO): phosphatidylinositol-4,5-bisphosphate binding
Source: RefSeq, a predicted model, not a curated record